Messenger RNA from Lichtheimia ornata, 393 nucleotides. RefSeq lists its product as uncharacterized. Bases 1 to 393 code for a protein of 130 amino acids. Lineage: Eukaryota; Fungi; Mucoromycota; Mucoromycetes; Mucorales; Lichtheimiaceae. The record is from RefSeq and is a predicted model, not a curated record. The transcript is spliced from 3 exons.
AUGUCUUUCGGUUUUGGUGGGAAUGGUUUGAAUCACGCCGUUAAGAGACGUUUGGAAGACGAAGACGACGACGAUCAAUGCACCGUCAAGCAACAACAAUUAAAACCACCUACUAACACGGGUCACUUACAACAACAACAACAACCAUCCUUACCAUCUAUCACCUAUGCAUCGCCUGAUUAUCGACCCGCUGUACAACCAAAUGCCUUAUGGCUACAACCUCCACCAACUAUGACGAUGGAUGAGAAUAUGACCGAUGAGGACGAUAAUACAACUGUACCAACGCCAUCUUCAUCUUCUUCGUCUCAACAACACUUCAAUCACAAAUCCAUCUCUUCCAUGUUUACAGCGACAGCAGGCUCGUCGUUUGAACAACACCAUUCGCAUGCUUAG